CGCCAUCGCAAUGAGCUCGAUAUACGAGCGCCGCGCGCGAAGCUCGCGCCUGUGCUCGCGCGGGCUCGUCAUCCUCUUCCUGCGCUUCUUCUGGAUCGUCGCCAUCGUCUGGUGCGAGUUCGGCGUGUUCUUCUACAGCCUGUCCGGGUGCAGGUGGCCCGACCGGUCUCUGACGCAGCUCGGAUCAAGCGACGCGGCGCACGGCUCGAGCGCCAACGCGAACGCGAACGCGAAUGUGAAUGUGAAGCCGACGAGGGUGUUGCUCGUGUCGGACCCCCAGCUGCGGUUCAAGCGCGGGGGCGGGCUUCUGGCGUCGUGGCUCGCCCCGGAUCCGGCGACUUCGUACGUGAGGAAGGCGUGGCACGCUGCGACCCGUCUGCGCCCCCAUGCCGUCAUAUUUCUUGGCGACAUGCUGCAUUCUGGGAGGUAUAUCAAGGACAAGAACGACUAUGAAGACUACUACAAACGAUUCAACGAUACUUUUUCUGUCGAUCCCUCUGUGCCUGUCUACUAUCUCCCCGGGAACAGCGAUAUUGGACUCGGAGAUUCACCACUAUUCUCAGUGCACGCACAUGACUACUUCAAGAAGUACUUUGGACCACUAAACCAGGUCGUCACCAUCGCCGGACAUAAGUUCGUCAUGCUUGACGCGUCCGGGCUCGUCGACGAGGACUACCGUCGACACACGAUAGAAAAGACUUAUGAUGAGUGGAUGUCGUCCCCUGAUGGGACUGUUUCGUUUGUCAAGUCGGUCGCUGAAGAGUCAACAUCGGAACCUAUCAUACUCCUCAGUCAUAUCCCCCUUUCGAGACCAUCGAGUAAGUCUUGUGGGCAGCUGCGAGAAAAGGGCCGGAUUCUCGCUGGUGCCGGUCGAGGAUACCAAAAGCUACUGGGGAAGCAGACAACAGAGUUCUUGCUUGGUUCGCUGCGUCCGCUUGCAGUCUUCAGCGGUGAUGAUCACGAUUACUGUGAAGUCACCCACAUGCUGCGAAGAAAAGACGGUGGUCUUACGCCAGAAACCAUCAUCCCCGAAAUUACCGUCAAAUCCUUCUCCCCUUCCAAAUUCAUCCGCCGUCCGGGCUUCGAGCUGCUGUCGCUCAUACCCCCAACACCCUCUUCAUCUUUAUCUUCGUCAGACGCUGAUGCCCGUAGCUUCGCAUAUGACCAAUGCCUCCUCCCCGACACCCAGCGGAUCUGGCACACAAUCUACAUCCCCUGCGGCGUGCUCACCGCGCUCCUCCUCGUCUACGUGAACACGACCCGCUCGCGGCACCACCGGCGCGUCUCCUCGCUCGCGCCCAUCUCGCUCUCCCCACAGGGCAGCCCGCCUCCCCGCCACCAGCAGCACCAGCAACAGCAGCAGCGGCCCGAGUCCGCGAUCUGGUCGACGUUCUCGCCGGCGCGGCCCUCGCCCGGCAUGGGCCCGGUCAGCCCGACGAGCCCGCUCCCGCCGUCGCUGCGCGUGCCGAGCGGGAAGGGCGGCGCGCCGGGGACGUUCCACGCAUCGAGCAGCACGCCCGGCGGGCCGACGCCGCGCGACUCGCCGCUGUUGAGUCCGAUUGCGAUUUUCUCGGACGAGGACGACAGGGAGGAUGCGUUGACGCCUGCGCAUUAUUUGGCGCCGUAUCCGUAUGCGCGACCUGCUGCUGGCGCUGGCAAUGGGUCUGGGCAUGGGUCUGGGCAUGGACAUGGGAAUGGGAAUGGGUUGUUGAAUGGACACGGGCACGGGGCGAGGAUGGGAGGGUACUUUGAGGAGGAAGAGGCGCCGCCGCGCCGCGCGAGGUCGGAUUCGCUGUUUGGCAGUGGGCGCGGUGCGCAGAAGGGGUGGAGCUGGAGCUGGAGCUUUGUGCUGGGUGGGCGGAGGCGGCGGAUGACGAUCAAGGUGCCGGCGGUCGUGCUGCGCGUCGUGUGGCCGCUGCAUCGGCAGCUGAUGGUCGGGGAGAGCGGCGCGCUGGGGCGGAAGAGGAGGGGCUUGUUGCGGAGGCUGGCUGGGGAUGUGUUGAGCGUUGCGUGGCCUGCGGUCGCUGCUUGGAGCGUCGUGGGCUGGUUGUUCUUCUGAAGAGAACGAUGCGAGGACAUUAGGAGGAUCUCAGGAGGAACGGACGUUUGAUUUUACAUUAUAACUUGCGAACUCAUUGGACAUAGCAGUAGAUGCUUGUGUUGUGUGG
Messenger RNA from Coniophora puteana RWD-64-598 SS2, 2168 nucleotides. Its product is annotated as Metallo-dependent phosphatase. Lineage: Eukaryota; Fungi; Basidiomycota; Agaricomycetes; Boletales; Coniophoraceae. Gene Ontology annotation, cellular component: endoplasmic reticulum. The coding region runs from base 11 to 2059 and encodes 682 amino acids. Gene Ontology annotation, molecular function: hydrolase activity. The transcript is spliced from 6 exons. The record is from RefSeq and is a predicted model, not a curated record. Gene Ontology annotation, biological process: GPI anchor biosynthetic process.